This is a messenger RNA of Limanda limanda (common dab), 7996 nucleotides long. Its product is annotated as bridge-like lipid transfer protein family member 2. The record is from RefSeq and is a predicted model, not a curated record. Bases 199 to 6912 code for a protein of 2237 amino acids. The transcript has 40 exons. NCBI's taxonomy places the organism in Eukaryota, Metazoa, Chordata, Actinopteri, Pleuronectiformes, Pleuronectidae.
GCUCCUCCUGUCACUUCAGUCGUGGACCACGUCGUGUUUCCUGUGUCCGGGAGCAGCUCGGAGCUCACAGCUGGAUCUGCCCUCGGCUCGGUCACUAUGCUGCCCAGGAGAGGAGCCUCACAACCCGGCAGCUGAAGGAGCAGCAGCCAGACGAUCACACCCAUGUCCGGCAUCUGGGUGUGAAGGACCCGGGACAACAUGUCUCUGUUGCUGAUCUCCUUCCUCCUGCUCCUGCUCAUCGGGAUCGGGCUGCUAUGUGUCAUCUUCAGGUGGCUCAUAUGCACCCUGGCUGUGCGAUUCUUCCAGACAGCACUCCACGCGGAGCUAAAGAUCAAAUCAAUCGGUCUGUUUUCUCUCCAAGGAGUUAGUAUCCAGUUUCACCCCCAUCAUACUCUGGAAAUUGACAGAAUAUGGAUUUCAAGUAAACUUCUAAACCAGGAUUUGCCGAGAUACCUGGCAUUAUGUGUCGGUGAAACCAGAGUGAGGUUUGACCUGCAAGCACCACUGGGCCCUCUGGUGAAGAAGAGCCAUGGAAAAAAGUCCGGGAGGCUUUCAGUCAGCCCGACAACGCUCCGCUUCCUGUCACAACUGCUGUCGUUCCACAUCAGCUCCAUCAAUGUGAUGGUGCUGAACCUUGCACUGUCAGAGUCUCUGUGGCACAUGACUUUAACAGGCCUCACCUUGUUACUUGACCACCAGAGUAAACGGUUAGCGUGGGACUUCUCAGUCGGGCAGCUCAGCAGUAAAGUGCUUAAAAGCAGUCAACGGGACAUAUGUUUGGCUGAAGUGGCCUUGAGCCUGCUGCUGUCUGGAGAUGUGAGUCUACCAGACAUGAAGCCAGGUUUCCUGUCUCUGAAUGUGAGGACCCUCAUCGCAGAGCUGCACGAGGGACUGUUCCUAAGCCAACUCCUGCUUCCCCCAUCUCCCUCAAGGAGUGUUGACGAUGCAUCAGAGAUGGAAACUACCAAGUUCAUCCAAACUGAGGCUGUGGAGCGGGUUCAUCAGCUGAUUCCUCACACUGUCAAUUUGGAAUUUGAUAACACGAAUGUAACCCUGUCUAUGCAAAGCCAGAAAAGACACCUGAACUGGACCCUGAAGUCUCUAAAGGUUUCCUAUGGACGUGACGAUGAGCAGCUUCCUCUUAAAAGCUUCAGUCCUGAGCUGAGCUUUCCCCAGAGCAGCCUGGAGCUCGUUCUAGAGGAUGGACUUCUCCUCUCUCAGAGCCGGCAAAGAAUCCUUUGUUUGAACUCUCUGAAGACAGCCCUGCAGGUUACCUCAGUUGACAUCUCAGGGUCAUUCACAGUAAACACUUGCAUCAUCCACUACCGUCACCAGGAGUUCUCCCAUUGGCUGAAUCUAUUUCCAUGGGAACAGCUAAUUCACAGGAAAGCAGCAAACAAAAAAAGGCGCCUCCCUCACCUGGAUGCUCCUGUGAUGAUCACUUCCUCUGUGUCGAACGUUAAUGUGUCCGUUCAGCUGGGAGACACAACGCCUUUUGCCCUUGGCUUCCUGUCUGCCAGUGCAGAACUGCAACAUCUUCUCGACAUUAAAGUUGACAAAGAGAGUCUGGAGCCCCAGAAUGUUCACCAGCGUGCGUCACUGUCACUGGACAACUUCUGGUGGAGGGUGGGCCAAGGGUCUCACAUCCAACAAGCCCCCCACCCUCCUGGUAAACAUGUGUGGGGAGAGGCCCUCAUUCUAGACUCACUCAGUCUUCAGGGGAGUUUAAACCGACCCCACAUGGAUCCGGGUAGCCAGUCUCCGAGUCUGAGCGUGGAAUCCAAACUGAAAGGGCUUCAAGUGGAGCUUUCAGAGACAUGUGCACUGUGUCUGUCUCGCCUGCUGUCCCUCAUAUGUUACCCUGGUGAUGCUGGGCCACAGCUGCCAGAUGUGGCGUUAGGGACUCCCUCUACUGAUGAAACUGUCCAACGCAUCCCAUCCUCACAGCUACACCUGCUUUUUAAACUGGACUGCUGCCUGGAGGAUGUUAAUGUGUUCACAUUCUCGAAUCUGGCGGGAGCUGUGUCUUUGCGGAUGGACACUGUUGGAGUCUUGAGCACUGCAGAGAGCUCCACCGUGUCUCUACAGGACGUGAGUUUAUCUGUGGUCAAAACACUUGCAGAGAACAUGGAAACAUGUUGCCCUGCCUCGCAGACCCCCCACCCUGUGUUCAAACUCUCCACGAUAACCUUCUGCUACCACGUCACCACCCACACCUUACAGGUUCAAAGUGAAGAAGAGCUCACUGGUGAAUGGACGCCACCAGACCACAUGGUCUUAUAUCAGCACAUGACCGAAGCUCAGGCUUGUUGGCGGAUGCUCUGUGGAGAGAAGGAAGAGGACGCUGCAGUCACACCUACAGAGUCUAAAGUGGUGUCCGGCCAAAGAAGAGGACUGUGUGUGCGUGUUGAACUGGGUGUUACACGUUUGACUGCCCAUGUUAGUGAAGAGAACUACAUCCUCCUGCACACAGAGGGCCUCUCAGUCUCCAAGCAUGCAGGCUCCAUGCAAAUACGCUCACCUUCAUUGACCUUCAACUUUGAUGGCAACGACAUCGUCUUCUUUAAAGAUCUAGAUGUGGAGACACACGAAGAGCUGAAUGAGAUGCAGCUGCACAGAAAAACGUUCCCUUUCCUCAUCACUCCUCACAACCCAGUCUGGGUUCUCACGUGUCCUGCGUUGACUGUCGAGUUCCCGUACCAGUACAAUUUCUCAGACACCUUCGACAAAGCCAUCAGUGUGCAGAAGUGGUUGAAGACUCUCCAUCGCUCCCCGGGCCAGGCAUCUGCCGUCCAACAUCUUCCUCCGGACCUGGUGUUCAAAAUCAGCCAGUUCUCGUUUGUCUUCCUGGAUGACGUCUUUGAAAUCAAGCUGCGAGACAACUACGAGCUGAUGAAGGACGAGAGUAAGGAAAGUGCAAAGCGUCUGCAUCUUCUAGAUAAGAAGGUGGCAGAUCUUCGCAAGCAGCAUGGAGAACUUCUGCCUGCCCGAAAAAUAGAAGAGCUGUAUAGUUCACUGGAGAAAAAGCACAUCGAGAUCUACAUCCAGCGCUCACGCCGCCUCUACGCAAACACACCCAUGAGGAAGUCCCUGCUGACGUGGACUGUGUCAGACUUGGAGCUGGUUGCCCUGGCUGAUGAGUCUCUUCAUGGACCUGAAAGGGUGAGAGAGCAACUGAGGGACAUUGAUAAGAUCAGUCCCUUCCCCAGAGAAGGACUCCCCCUGGUGGUCCAGUGGUGCCGUGCAAUCAAGUUUAAACUGACAGCAUAUUUGGUGAGGAUUCGAGACUUCCCUCGCUACCUGUUUGAGAUCCGGGACUGGGAGCUCUCAGGGCGUCUGAUCGGGACAGAGCAGGACGGACAGGCGAGAGCUCGUCGCAAAGAGAUUGUCCCACUCGGUCAACCAUGGGGAGAUGUAACAGUCCAAAGGAAUAUGCCACCACUCAAGUUCUACUAUGAUUUCAAAUCAAACAUCUCUCUCUACACGAUCGUAUGGGGGCCAUGUUGGGACCCGGCUUGGACUUUGAUCGGCCAGUCAGUCGACCUCCUGACCAAACCCACAGCCGAUCCCUCGCCACCCUUGGCUUGGUGGGACAAAAGUCGUCUCCUGAUGCACGGACACUGGGAAAUGGACAUUGAUCAGGCGAAUCUUCACCAACUGGCGACAGAGGACCCUUACAACACAACAGAAAACUUGCACUGGGAAUGGAAUAAGGUCAACUAUGACUGGAACCCUGGACAGUUUGUUUUUAAAGGAGACUUGGAUGUGAAUGUCAGGACAGCAUCAAAGUAUGAUGACAUUUGUUUUCUACGUCUACCCAACCUGUGUAUGACCCUUGACCUCCAAUGGCUUUGUCAUGGAAACCCCCAUGACCACCACGGUGUAAUGGUCUGCUGUGCCGAUAAUGUUGCAGACGUGACCUCAGGACAAGCUCAUGACUCCUACAGAGCCCUUCGCUCUGAAAACCUCAACCUCUCAAUCACCAUGGACCUUAACCAGCACUGUGGCACAGAACCGUGUCAGCCCAGAAUCCUGCUGUACAGCAGCACUCUGCGCUGGAUGCAGAACUUCUGGGCCACCUGGACCGGUGUAUCCCGACCAAUCUGCAGAGGGAAGCUCUUCCACAGUCUUAGGCCGAUCCGAAAGAAGCUUGGGCAGCACUACAAACAGAUGUCCUACACAGCCGCCUUCCCACAACUACAAGUGCAUUACUGGGCAUCCUUUGCUCAGCAGAGAGGAAUUCAGGUGGAAUGUAGCAAAGGCCAUGUCUUCACUCGAGGGGCACAGAGACUUAUUCCUCAAGCCGGCACUGUGAUGAGGAGGCUGAUCUCUGAAUGGAAUGUGACUCAGAUGGUCAGUGAGCUCUCAAACAUGACGGUUCACCUGAUGGCCUCCACCUGGGAUGAGACGGCCGACCACCAGAUCAACGCCCAGGUGAAGAAAACUCACCUGUUCAGCCUGUCGUCCCUGAGCUACCAGCGACAGAGCAACCGCAUGGAGGAGGAGGUGAACCAGAAGGAUGAGACAAAUAAUUCGUACGCUCACAAACUGCGGCUGGUCGACCUCCGUGCUUCGUGGACGACCACCAACAGGAACAUAGCGUUUGCCCUGUACGACGGUUACAAAAAGGCAUCUGUGCUGAAGAGAAAUCUCUCCACUGAGGCUUUGAAGGGUCUAAGGAUUGACACACAGCUACAGACCAAAAAACUCAAACGCACUCCUUCCAACUACUCUCCCACCACAGCUCCCACAACACCAGUUACGCCCACAGUCGCUCGGGCAGAGAAGACUCAAAAUGAAGGAACAUCGAUGCUCCAGAAGCUCAUCGAGGAAACCGAUAAGUUUGUGGUGUUUUCAGAGGAGGACUCGGGUGUCAGCGACCAACUGUGUGGCAUCGCAGCCUGUCAGACCGACGACGUCUACAACCGCAACUGGUUCAUUGAAUUAGUCAACUGUCAGAUGAUGAUGCGAGGCACAGAGACAGCCGGCUGUGUCUUGGUGUCUGCAGCAAAAGCUCAGCUUCUACAGUGUGAGCACCAUCCUGCCUGGUACAAUGACACCCUGAAGCAGAAGACCACCUGGACCUGUCUGCUGGACGGCAUGCAGUACUUUGCCACCAUGGAGCCAAACCCAUCCGAGCAAGAGGACAGGCAGCUGUGGCUGGAGGUGAAAAACAUCGAGGAACACCGGCAGCGUAACCUGGACUCGGUGUUGGAGCUGAUGGAGAGUGGCCAGGCUGUGGGAGGAAUGGUUUGCACCACCACAGAUUGGAACCAGCCGGCUCAAGUGAAUGAAGCUCAGCAGGUUCAGCGCAUCAUCUCUCGCUGUAGCUGCCGGAUGCACUACAUCAGCUACAGUCACGACAUCAACCCGGAGCUGGCCACGCAGAUCAAACCACCAGAGCUGGGGAAUAACCAUGAGAAAGAGGACCUGCUAAAAAAACAGGCUGGGGCUGUGGACACCUUCACCCUCAUUCACCAUGAUCUUGAGAUAUCCACUAACCCUGUUCAGUACGCUAUGAUCCUGGACAUUGUCAACAACCUGUUGUUACACGUGGAGCCAAGACGCAAAGAGCACAGUGAGAAAAAGCAGCGAGUCCGUUUCCAGCUGGAAAUUUCGAGUAACCCAGAGGAGCAGCGCAGCAGCAUUCUGCAUCUCCAGGAGGCGGUGAGGCAGCAUCUCGCUCAGAUCCGACGCCUUGAGAAGCAGAUUUACUCCAACAUCAGGGCACAACCCGAGGAGCUGAGCGGUGAUGAACUGAUGGAGAUCAACACCCGACUACAGAACCAGCUCAACCAGGAGAAGAAUGACAUGCAGAUGAAGAGUGAAGAGCUCAACAUUCUUAUCAGGUGUUUUAAGGACUUCCAGCUGCAACGUGCAAACAAGCUGGAGCUGCGUAAGCCCCCAGAGGAUGUGAGUGUGGUGAGGAGAACCGAGUUCUACUUUGCUCAGGCCCGCUGGUGUUUGACUGAAGAGGACGGGCAGCUUGGUAUCGCUGAGCUGGAGCUGCAGAGAUUCAUGUACAGCAAGCUAAACAAGUCUGAUGACACGGCCGAGCAUCUUUUGGAGCUUGGGUGGUUCACAAUGAACAACCUGUUGCCCAAUGCAGCAUACAAGGUCGUGCUUCGUCCUCAGAGUAACUGUCAGUCAGGACGCCAGUUUGCCCUGCGUAUCUUCAGUAAAGUGCGCCCCCCAGUGGGUGGAAUCUCAGUGAAGGAACAUUUUGAGGUGAAUGUGGUGCCGCUCACCAUCCAGCUGAUGUACCAGUUCUUCAAAAGAAUGAUGGGAUUUUUCUUCCCUGGAAGAAAUGUAGAGGAGGAGGAGGUCACCGAUGAGGAAGACAAAUUCAGAUUGGUUACAACUGGUAUCACUGUCAAGGCUCGACAGUCGUCAGAGGACACCAUGGGCGCCAUGGGCCCCAGCAAAGGUGUCACCCAGGGACUGAACCGCUCUGCUGGGGUCAGGAGGUCAUUCAGGAAACCUCCAGAGCACCCUGUUGAUGACAUUGACAAAAUGAAGGAGCGAGCUGCUAUGAACAACUCCUUCAUCUACGUCAAGAUUCCACAAGUGCCCCUCUGUGUCAGCUACAAGGGAGAAAAGAGCAGCGUUGACUGGAAGGACCUGAACCUGGUUCUGCCUUGUUUGGAGUAUCACAACAACACCUGGACGUGGCUCGACUUUGCCAUGGCUGUGAAAAGAGACAGCCGCAAAGCUCUUGUAGCACAGAUGAUAAAAGAGAAGCUGCGUUUGAAGCCGGCCGCGGGCUCGGACCAGCGGGGGAAAGCGUCUGAGGGGAAGUCAGACAACAGCCUGCAGCAGCAGGAGGAGGACGAGAAGGCGCGGCUCCUCAUCGGCCUCAGCGCUGGAGACAAGAGCUCCAGUAAAAAGAGUAUCUUCAGUCGACGCAAGUGAACCAACAAACACUCCACACGUUUCACACCGAGCCUGAGCUCAACUGGACGAGCCACCACGGAUCCUCAGUGCAGGGGCCAGGUGUAAAAACCGACCUGGUUAGGGUCAGAAUAUCAGCCCGUCUCUUUGAAUCACAAGGAAAAGGGAGUGGAGCAUUUCAAACUGUUAUUGAGAAUAGUUUACUGUAUCAUAUGAGCCUGCUGAAGUUAAAGACUUUUAUUUUUCACUCCUGAGAUUUGAAUUUAUGCCCAAAAUCCCUGAAAGGGAACUCAGCACCAGGAGUAACACGGUGCCAUUUUGACCAAAUAUAUUAUCUUAUCUUCUUUAUUUGUGCUCCAUCGAAAGUCUCUGCAUUUCAAACACUCUGCAACUUUGAAACUAGUGACCCCUCAGUUUGCAGUGAAUGUAGCGGGGGAAGAUCUACAGUGUGUAAGUAGCACUUCACUGUUACUGCUCCUCUGCUUCUGUAAUACUGAGAGCAACUGGUCCUGCUGGUUCAGGAACUGACGCUAGCUCACGUCUGGGGGAGUAACUAGGACUCUACUGAAAGCACCUUCAUCGCUGUCAGCUGUAAAACUUAGACCUGAAAUGUCAUAAAUAAAUAUAUAAAUAUGUUUUAAUAAAGCUUAUAGAGGUUGCUCGAGGCUGAAUGACUGUCUCAGACACGAAGGCCUUUUCCCAUCGAAGAAACCCCCUCAGCUCGCUGUCUGACUGUAACCUCAUCUCAGUGCAAUACAUCCGAACAGCAGCUGAAACGUUUUCCUGUCGUACCGCGCGGUGCUCAGUGUGAUGGUUUCGUGGCAAACAGAAAUAUGCUGCCGCUAAUCGCUGAGUGUAUGUUUUUGUAAUUUUGUCACUAAAGCACUUUUUAUGCAAAGUAUUUUGAUAUUUUUGUAAUUAUGGUUGUUUUGCGUUAAAUUACUUGUCUAACUGCGCUGCUAAGCUUUGUUUAUUUCACUCACAUUUCUAUUAAGAAGAAGAAAAUAUGCGCUAAACAUUUCAAUGAAAAAAGGAGGAUAUCACAUGUUUCUAUCGGCUCUGUGGCUUAUUGUUUCUCUGUCAAUAAAAGUGUUCUAGUCUCUCA